Aspergillus sclerotioniger CBS 115572 is the source of this 1383-nucleotide messenger RNA. RefSeq names its product glutaminyl-peptide cyclotransferase family protein. Gene Ontology annotation, molecular function: zinc ion binding; glutaminyl-peptide cyclotransferase activity. Lineage: Eukaryota; Fungi; Ascomycota; Eurotiomycetes; Eurotiales; Aspergillaceae. The record is from RefSeq and is a predicted model, not a curated record. The transcript has a single exon. The coding region runs from base 112 to 1308 and encodes 398 amino acids.
ACUCCAUCCCCUCAUCUUCCCUUCGAUUUAAUCCCCUCGCCUCGAUCGGAGGCAGUUCAGUCGCUGUUUGUCGCCUUUGCCAUGAAGGCCUGCUGAUCCAUCCACCCCGCGAUGUUUUCGGCUUACCGUGGCCUUGUGGCCCCCUUACUGUCCAUCUAUAUCGCCGCCCUCGUCCUGCUCACUCCGGCCAACGCCUACCAGACCAUCUCCGAUGCGACUCUCGAAUCCCUCCCCCGUCCCAAUGAGGACUUUGACAUCCAUACCGGGGCCAUUCUGUCCCCAAUCUUAAGGACCCGUGUUUCUGGCACCCCCGGGUCGACAGCGGUUCUGAACCACUUCACCGACUUCUUCCGGACCUCGCUCCCCGACUGGAAGAUCGACUUUCAAAACUCCACAUCCAAGACCCCCGUGUCAAAUGGGAAAGAGAUUCCGUUUGUCAACUUCAUCGCUUCCCGCGACCCUCCGUGGGCGGCCGCCGGUGACGUCGGGAGACUUACACUGGUCGCCCAUUACGACAGUAAAUACCACCCGGAGGGAUUCAUCGGGGCCAUUGACAGCGCAGCCCCAUGCGCAAUGAUCAUGCAUACUAUGCGAAGCAUUGACGCGGCUCUGACUAAGAAAUGGGAGGACAUGCAGGCACAGGGGCAAACAAACCCCCUGGAUGAGCAGAAGGGCAUCCAGGUCUUCUUCUUGGACGGCGAGGAGGCGUUCAAGGUUUGGUCGGACACCGAUUCCCUCUAUGGUGCCCGAUCUCUCGCGGAGCAGUGGGAUUCGGAAGUCAACCCAGCCAUGUCCGUCUAUAAGACCCCUCUUUCUUCGAUUUCUCUGUUUGUCCUCCUGGAUCUGCUGGGCUCUAAAAAUCCCACGAUCCAGUCCUUCUUUCCCACGACGCACUGGGCCUACCAGAAGCUGGCAGCACUUGAGCGCCGUCUGCGCCGUCUCAAGCAGUUCAAGUCUUCCGGUGACUCCGGCGAUGCCUCCUCCCGGGCAUGGUUUCCGCAUGCUUCGAAAAAUGAGCAUGAAAUCCCUCAUUACGCCAGCAUUCAAGAUGAUCAUAUUCCUUUCAUGAAGCGCGGGGUGGAGAUCCUCCAUGUCAUCGAUGCGGGGCCUCACGGAUUUCCAGCGGUCUGGCACCGCAUAGAGGAUGACGGCGAACAUCUGGACAUGGAUACGGUGGAAGACUGGAGCUUGUUGUUUACUGCGUUCGCUGCGGAGUGGAUGGAGCUGGAAGGGUUCAUGCCCGGAGCCGAAAAGACCCAUGACAAGAACAAGCGCUCCGACAGCUAUCAGGCCAAAACAGAAUUGUAAGCAUUGUCUGAAUCUACUGAAUUGAAUGUGUUUUGGGUUAUGGCUCUAUAUGCAUCGUUAUUGGCUAUUCUCUAC